AUGUCAAUCCAACAACACGUCAAAGCUCAAGACACCGAUCUCAUACUCACUAUGCCCAAAUCCGGCACCACUUGGUUAAAAGCCUUGACUUUCACCAUCACCAAUCAUCAUUACUACCCUGACACGCUUUUCCGACACACUUGUCCAACACCCUUUGCUCAUGACCAAUCCUCACGGGGUGUUGUUGGUUUUGAGCCCUUCUGGGACAAUGUGUUGGGGUAUUGGAAGGAGAGCUUGGAGAGGCCUCACAAGGUGUUACUUUUGAUGUACGAGGACUUGAAAGAAGAUAUUAUCCUUCAGAUGAAGGGAGUAGUGGAGUUUAUUGGAGUUCUAUUUUCUUUUGAGGAAGAGAAAAAAAGUGUGAUAGAAGAAAUAUUGAGAUUGUGCAGAUUUCACAAUCUAAGAGAAUUCGAGGUGAACAAAACUGGUUCUGUUCUAUACUUUGAGAAUAAGACUGAGUUGUUGGGGAACACCUAUGCUGCUCGUAUUCAAAUUCAGUAUGAAGCAGAGAAUCUUCUUGAAGAAUAUGAAGACUUUAAGAACCAAGAUUCAGAGUAUGGAGAAGAUACCACUAUGGGCGAUGCACCUGGGAAAUGA
This is a messenger RNA of Camellia sinensis, 597 nucleotides long. The record is from RefSeq and is a predicted model, not a curated record. Lineage: Eukaryota; Viridiplantae; Streptophyta; Magnoliopsida; Ericales; Theaceae.